AUGAGCGACGUGAAAGACAUACCAGAUGCAUGGGACGAUGAUUGGGAUCAGAUUGAUGCUCGACGCCCAGAUCCGUCUUCUCCCCCACCAGCCCCUCAGCAAGAACCGGAAAAGAAACUCUCGUCGAGAGCAAAGAAAGCUCAACUCCGCGCUCAGCAUGCAGAGUUUAAUCGACAGCUAUGGGCGGAAGCCGAGGCAGAAGCGUAUGUCUCCAUGCGCUCACCGCUGAAUCAACGUAAACUGACACUGACAUUGUCCUGCCAAUUCGCCAGUGAACCCACUCAAAUAUCCCAUUUCCUAGACUCUCGAUCCGCCAUCCCAUUAAGGACAGAAUAUAAGCCUACUGUUAAAGUCCUCAGUCGUAACCCUCAGUCUGGGGUUGACGCUGCGACAAUAGGAUUUCAGCGAGUGACCAUAUCUCCGCGCCCUGCCAGCAACGGUAAUAAUCAGAACGAGGCUGAGGAUGGAGAUGAUUCUGAUAGCGAAAGUAAAAACCAAAGACCUCUCACAGCAGAAGAACGCCAUGUUAUUGCGAAGCGAGAACGAGAAGAGAAACAACGCAAGUACGAAGAGGCCAGAGAACGAUUGUUUGGUAGCUCUAAUGCCGGUUCUGGUGCAUCGUCACCGGGUAGCACAACACCACCGCGACAGCAGCAUGCAAGUGAAGGGAGAUGGAAAGGCAAGGGUCGCUCAAAUGCGAACUGUAGAGAUAGAGGUGAUAAAAGGGAACCAAGAAAUGCUAAGGGAAAACAGCUUUUCGAUCCAAACUCGUCGCCCAAACCUGCUUCAAACGGAAAACGAAGAGAAACAAAAUCACAACCACAGUCACCGCCACCGCAAGUACCUAUACGAAGUCCGAGAGGUCCUGAGGAAAGCGGACCGGGCGGAUUUGGUUUCGCUCAACGUGGGUAA
Messenger RNA from Ophidiomyces ophidiicola, 912 nucleotides. RefSeq lists its product as uncharacterized. Lineage: Eukaryota; Fungi; Ascomycota; Eurotiomycetes; Onygenales; Onygenaceae. The record is from RefSeq and is a predicted model, not a curated record. Bases 1 to 912 code for a protein of 303 amino acids. The transcript is spliced from 2 exons.